Macrobrachium nipponense is the source of this 8951-nucleotide messenger RNA. RefSeq lists its product as uncharacterized. Bases 1628 to 6487 code for a protein of 1619 amino acids. The record is from RefSeq and is a predicted model, not a curated record. Gene Ontology annotation, molecular function: metal ion binding. Lineage: Eukaryota; Metazoa; Arthropoda; Malacostraca; Decapoda; Palaemonidae. The transcript has 16 exons.
ACUUUAUGAGCAAUUUAGCGUUACGUUGCUUCUCCGACGAAUAUUUUUGCAUGAUUUUGUUAUUACUAACAUUUAAUGACGCCCGGGAAAUUCCUAUGCGAAAUGGCACCGUCGAGGACGAAGGGACUAGUUGUUAGGUGAGGGCGGGGUGAGGAUCGAUCGAGGGAGUGGCGCGGCUCGAUCAGCUGGUCACGAGCAGCUCGGAGGCGGGGGUUCUCAUUUCCCUCCUCAUUUUAAAAGCUCCCUCGGCUCAAUUAACCCCCUGGAGCAGUGAGACAAUUACAAUAUAGAACGUGUAGUUCGGUGUGUGUGUAUUUUCAGUUCAAGAUGCUCCAUUAAGACUUGUUUGACUUUUUUUCCCGGGGGGUUCGAUUUUGUCAUAUCGGUUUUCCUUCUCUCAAAUGUGCCAAAGAUUCUUCUCAGUGAGGCCGACGACGAUCAAUUGCAAGAUAUGAGCAACGUCUAAUUGGGGAACUGGGUCAUAGAGAGCAACCAGAUUCACAGAACAGCAACACCAAUAUGCAAUAAAUGUGCCUUGCUGUCAAACUUCAGUUCCAGAAGUCUUUUAUUCCUCACACCGGAGGACUGUGGAACAGCCUCCCAGAGGAAGUCCCGCAAUUGGAACUUCAGAAGUUCAAGUGAAGGUUCAAAUGGUGAUAUCAGCCUGGCAAGAUGUGUGGAGGCGGUGUGGUGAGCGCUCGAGGUCCCCGCCCCCCUCAGCAGCUGCCGCCACACCCUUUGUGCCACCGUCGUCGUCGCCGUCGCCCCCAGUAACACUCCUUACCGCCAUGACCAUUGCCUGAUUCCCUUUUCUCCCACACACACCCCACAGUCACUUAUUCCUUAGCUGGCUUUCCUCUCCCUCCACUAGCUUGUAUAACUUGGCAGCCUUAUUUAUCUUCGAAAGGAUAUUUGGUUAAAAAAAAGUAGUUUGUAAUUGGUUUCAGCAUUGCAGUAGUAUACACUUUUUGUUCAUGCUGAUAAUCAGCUACAACAUUCAAAUAAAGUUUGAGUGCUAUAUCCAUAUAUUUGACCACUUAAUCUCUUGGUUGGAUUUCACUGAGAGUUGUGCUACUUCACAUAUUGUACAACUUCCUUGUGUCAUUCACUCCUGAGAUAAUCAUCAUAGAACCUUUUUUUUUUUUCGUAGUUACCGAACGACCGCUUCUCGUCUAGAGCCUGCGUAAAAGGGCUCUAGAUUGAGAACUUCUCACAGUAAUUCAUAAUGCCUCAGCUCUAAGAAAUCAAGGGGUAAUUUUUCUUUUUUCUUUUUAUUUUUUUGUAAUAGGUUACAGUGUUACUUAACAUUUUCAGUGUAUCAGUAACAUUUUGAUUCUUUGCCAGCUAUAGUUGAGUUCCCUUUCCUUCAUAUCCUAUAAUUAUUACCAUACUUUAAUAUAUUUCUCGAUAACGACAUGAAAACGACUGAAAUUCUUCAAGCAACUGAAGUGGCCAAGAUCGCAUCAAAUAUAAAGUACUACAGGCGGCCCUCGGUUAGCAGCAGGGGUCUGUUACUGGCCGCCGACGCUAAGCUAUUUUAAAGCCUACAGCCGCAGCACACCUUCUUUCAAAAUUCUAGACCAGUUAACAGCGCCCUAGACCAGUCAGACGACGCCUUAAUCCCGCAAUGGCGCAACAAUGGCGGACAAGAACAAACAUGGAAAAAACAUCCUCUAACAACGUGGAGGUUGUUAUGAAGCUUGUGCGCUGUGAGUGGGCACCAUCAUUGGUGGUGGAGUGGUUGUGUGGGGAACUGGAGGAGCGAGGAAUCCCUGGCCCUACAUAUGCACACACGCUACUCUCCCUUCUCCACCACCACUAUUGUCCCCAUCCUGCUCCUCCAACACCCAUUUCUACCACCUGCUCUUCCAAUACUUCUGGUCGCUACCAUCAUCCGCUCUCUCGCCGACACCUUGAUGACUUCGACUUACGCGACCUGGACCUGGAUGACCUGCUAGGUCACACUCCACACCCAGACGCCGAUCUUCCAGAAAUUACCUCCUUUACUGCACAGCAGCGUGGUGGAAGUCGCCGUGCUCGUAAACGUUAUAAGGUUCGCCAAAAACAGCGUGUGCUAACCUCGGAGCAACUGCAGAAGGUGGCAGCCAUCCAGUGCCUCAUGUCUGCUUCUGAUGAGCGUUAUGACUUAGAGAGGCUGGUGGAAGAACUUUGUACACGUCUGAAAACAGCUGCCGAGAACAAGCACCAUAAUGUGGCUAAUAGUAAUGCUGCAUGUGGCAAUAAAGAAAAAGUUAACGACCUUGUAGACUCGCAAGAAAGCUGCAACGAAUCAGAGGAGUAUGCAUCUUCAUCUACACCAGAGGAACAGGCUGAAAAGUAUUAUGCAGCCUUUCCACCUCUAAGUGGGUCGUGCAAGGAGAAUUGCACCCAUGAGGAGGUCUGGAGGUCUGGGGAUGCUCUGUGUUCUUGUGUCUGGGAAGUUCGUAAGUCAGCAUCUGUUGCAGCCAUUGCUUCAAAGAUGCCAAGGGCUUUUCGAAAGAAGUGUCGUGAGAAGGAGAAGAGAAAAGAUGUGGAAGCUAAACCAGAGGGGAAUGAGAGUUCAGAAGGCAGCCGAAGGCAUCAUGUUCCUUUUACUUGGCAUGCAGCGUCAAAACAUAAAGAAGCUUUGCUGAGUGAAAGUUAUGAUACUGAUAGUGCCUCAGAUGCUGAGAGAGUUGUUGAAAGACGACGUAAGAGAUUUACAGGGCCACUGUUAGAUGAAGAUAUAGGCGAAGGUUACAUUGGUGAUACUAGCUCACGCGAGAGUUCAGAGGAUCGUGACAAGGGUGACCAAGAGUUUGACAAGGUAAAAGAUGACCGACAUGAUAAAGGUUCAGGGGUACCUUCGUCUGGGAAAGUCAAGAAUAACCAAGAGGAAUGGGAAUGUAUGGGAGAUUUUCUUGUGAAGGCCAGUGAUACAGAGGGAAAUAAAUUGCAAGGAAGUAGUGGCAAUAGAUUGUUUGAAAGGGGCAGUACCUCUGGUGGGACAAGCGGCUCUAGUAGUGAUGUGGAGACAUUUGCUAUUUCUGGUCCUGACCAGGACCUUGAAAGUCUGCGGCAAUUAGAGAGAAAGAUUUCAGACUCUGUAGCUCAAGUUUGGGGGCAAGCUGGUGAAUCUCUUGGUCAUGGUCGAGGAGAACAUGUUUGGGAUCCUCCUGCUAUGCAAGAACUUGCAUUUUACACAACAAUAUGGGGAUAUGAAGUUCCUGACCAGUAUGUUGCCAAGGAGUCUGUGCCCAACGAUCAUAACAUUACUGAAGUUAUUCAAGAUGAAAUGUCUUCCACUAGCAAUAAGUGGCAGCAGAAACAGAUAUGGGAACCUUCCAGCAGUGUUAUUCAGGAUGAUUCCCUUUUAUGUGGCAUUACAAAUCAAAAAUCCCCAAGUAAUUUAAGGGAAGAGAGUGAUUCUAAUGCCCUCUUUGAUCUAAACAGCUGCUUAGAAAAAUCAGUUUGGUCAGAUUGUAAUGCUAAUGAUAUUUCAAGAGGUGAGGGCUCAUUUAUAUCAUGCAGGGGAGAUAAUAUCAAUCCGGUUAUUUCACACAAAAAUGAUGAUUAUUGCACAUCAACAGGUGAAAUUGAGGGAACUUUAUGUAAUUCUUACAUGAAAUUAGGUUUAGAAAAUCUGUGGGAAAAUACAUUAGGCUUGGAAAGUAUUUUUGCUGAUUUAAGUUUAAGUAAUGGCAAUUUAGAGUUUAUGCCAGAAGAUCAGAGUUGUGAAGAAGUUCAAAACAAUAAUAAUAUCACUAAUAACAACAGUAAUCAGACAGAUUCAGAGCAUGAGAAGAUGGUGGCUAUAGUUGAAGAUGUAUGUAAGAGCUAUGAAUCCCAAGAGGAGGAGCAUGCUCCAAACACAUCCCUCCUCAAGCAGUUACCAUCAGGACCUAGUGGGCCACAGGCUGAUCUCAGGCACACAGAAAAUAGUGGGUUUUCAAUGGUCAUUCCAAGGGGUAAAAGUGCUGAGCUACGUAAUUCCGUGGAACAUCUGUCUGAAAAAUUACACUUAAAUCUAGAAGGUGGUACUAAUCAUGGAGCAGUAGCUGGGAAUGUGGAUGAACUGCCCCCAGGCCAAGAGGAGGAAAAUUUAUUGACGUCACCACGCACACACUUCCGACCCAUUCGACAAGAAAGCCUUGGUAGUACUGCUGAUGAUCAUUAUGAAGACGGUACCAUGUUUGUUAUUAAUUCUGAACGUCCAGACUUGCCGUUUCAGCGAACAAGUAGUGGGGCUUUGUUUUUGGAAAGUGAUCUUCUUGAAGGUUCACCAAAGAAAUAUAUGGUUUAUAAAGAACCACCUCCAAAAAUUGUUCAAACUGAAGAUGACCAAGAAGUGAAUCCCAAUGAAAGUAUUCCUGCUAUUGCUCUAGUUCCAAAGUUUAAAGUUGUUAACAACGAAAAGUUUUGUCAGACUGAAGAGGAAAGUGUGACAAAUAUACAAUCAUUUUGUAAACCUAAGGAGGAUUUAGCUCAUGAGAAUUUGUGUUUCACUGAUCAUUUUACUUGUGAUGAUGAUCAGGAUCCUGAUGUUUUUGAAUUCCAGCACCAAGAUUUCCCUGAUGCAGGAGGCAACUUGGCAAACAUAUGGAAGAAUAAUCCUAGGGUGUCAGAGGCUCCUCAUCCUCGUAAUAUAUGGCAAGUACAAGUUGAUAGUGAACCAGAUGCUUGGUCACAAAUUAAUGAUGUUGAGCACAGUUGUGUUGCUGCGUCAGAUGGAGCCUGGAUAGAAAGAGAGAAUGAAGGAGCCACUGGAUGGAUUAAUGAUAAUUUUCCUGUACCUGUAGAAAUAGAUUGUCAUAAAAAGUCAGGAGCUGUUGUAAUACCAACAUCAUUAGCAUCAUUAUGGCAUCAUCAUAGUCCCCCAUCAUCCCCAUCAAAUCCAGCAUCUAUUAACAAUCUUGAAGCUCUUUGGGCUGGCUUUAAACCCCCGUACAAUGAGGAUACUGGACCUGACAAUGGUCGUAGCAAAAUGUAUGUUAUCACAAAUCCAACUACAUACAUCCCAGGUAAACUUCAAGAAAGUUGUCAAUUGAUAUCCUCUUUAUCUGAAAUAGGCCCUUGGAAGCAGCUUUCGUCUGUAAAUGAUGUUGGCAGAAGUGACAAGCUAUGUAGAGAAAAGUCCAUUUUUAAUAGCCAACAUAUCCAACUGAGAGAGACUCAAGAGGACAGUAGAAAUGCGUGCAUAGGCCCAGUCAGUGAAAAUCCAGCUGUUUGUAAUAAAUUACGACUUGAAGUUGAUCGCGAAGCAGAUGAAUUACUAGGAGCAGUUCAUGCUCAGACUGUCAGUGAUGCAACACAGCUCUUUAUUAAUCCAGCUGUUUUUGGAAGUUCAUGUGAGGGUCUUCAAGAAAACCCUUCACCUAGGCCUCUGCAUGAGCGAAUGAAAAAGAGUGCUCAGUUUAAUAAUUGUACAAGGAGAGAGAUGGUCUUCAGUAGUAACUUUGUCAAUGUUAAGGAAAGGGAAGGUGAACGUGAAGAUUUAGAUGAUCUAGCACCUGGGUGGGAAUUUAAUGAUGGAUUUGAAUGGGAGCACCAACCACAUGCUGCAGAUGAAGAUGAGGAACUUGGAGAUGUUGGUGAUGAUGAUGAUGGAGAGGGUGGAGAAAUCCUCGUUUAUGAAUCUGCUGAUGGUACAACAUACACUAUCCCUGUGGAAUACCUAGAUGAUUCCUUGUAUGAUCAGAUCUUUGGAACAAAUCCUUCUGAUAAUCAAGUUUUGGGUGGCUCACUUCCUGAUCUUCCAUCUGGACACCCUUCUAAAAUACAUUUUUCAUGUGAAUUAGAAGAAGAAUGGAAGAAGAGUGGCAUUCCCUACAAGGUUCAGUUGCCACGAAAACCAAGACCAGGAAGAUGGUUACCUCCUUCACGCCGCCCUUGCACAUUCUUCAUGGAGGGAAGCUGCCGUCGAAGUGACUGCAAAUUCUCCCACGACUUGGCAUCCAUCACCUGCAGGUUCUGGGAAGAGGGCUCUUGCCUGAAGGGCAUCACCUGCCCCUUCCUGCACGGUUACCCCCUGCGACGCCGUCGUAAUAAGAGUGAAGGUGCAGCCGUGCACAAUGUUGGAGAAAAGUUAGACCAUCAUGGCUCAUCCUUUGAAAUUGAUUCUGAAAUGGAUUUUCCUACGCUAGGGUCAUCAUGUGAAAGCAAAGCAGGGUUCGCUGAAGAACGCAGCUGUGGAUCUAGUGGAAGUGUAAAUACCAGCCAUUAUACAACCACAAAGAAGAAGAAACGAAAAUUUAUCACCAUUACAAAGAAUGUAUUAGGCCAGGUUAGAAGUGUUGAAGCUGAAAGAGCUCUCCGCCGCAGGUUACCAACAAGAAGAGAACGACGUAGACGUCACACUGAAGCAGUUUCUUCUACAGCUGAUGCCUCAUCAACCACUACAACAGAAGCACCAUCAACAAAGCAACGUAAUCCCAACUCGCGUAGAAAAGCUGAACGGCACCGUGCCUCAGCCUCUGGACAUGAUGAUGGCACAGUAUCAGAUUAUUAACGGUGAAAUGGCAAUGAAAAUAUGCUAUUGAUGGAAGUCUCAGAAGUAGAAUUAAUUGUUCUUGGUGUAAGGCUGCAGCUGUACAAAGUAACCUUGGGCUGAGGUGCUCAUAUUUUGUAAAGCAUUAAUAGUACAGAAUCUUAACAACUACAUUUAAUAUAUGGAAUUUCUGCAACCUUUCAAGGUAUGUCUUGAAUGUUGUAUAAGCAAAGUUUGAAGAAGCAUGGCAUGGAGUUCCUAAUUUACAUGAUAAAAAGCUUUUUUGAUAAAUUUAUACUUAUUCAAGCCAAAUUUUUUUUAACAAAAAUUGAUGCAAAAUUGGAUAACCCAGUAUGCUUACAUUUCAUGUGCAAGCUCCUUGCCUCAAGUUAUGGACAUGCUGUUUUGCUGCAAUGAUCUUUGUAAUAAUUCAACUAAAUAAUCACAGUACUCUUCAUUAGUUGCUAAUCUGUAUUUGAAAUUUAUUCUCAAAUUUAUAGUACUGUAAAUCUGAUUUUUAUUUUUUAUAUAUAUUUUACAGUACUGUAUCGUUUUACCCAGUGGUGCCAACCUGAACUCCAGUGAGGACACCACACUUUUAUUAUCAUUACAAUCGUGGUUUGUUAUAACAGCAGUAGCUGAAUUUUUUUCUAUGACUUCACUAGGAUUAAAUAUUUUAUUUAUUUCUCUUUUUAAAGAAGUGGAUGUAUAGUGUAAGAUUAAUUACAUGAGUAGUAAGCAAUGUGUUUGGCUGUGUACACAGUGUUUUCAGUAAAAUUCAUUUUGUAUUUAUAAAGUUGUGACCCUAUUUUACAGCAUGUAAUAUUGCAGGUAUGAUAUCUGAGAGAAAAUGUUUUUCAGGACUGUAAUUUCUGUACUUUGAUCAUUUUCUUUUUAUACAAUAUUUCAGUGUACCAUAGGUUUUGUUUAUUUAUAUAUAAAGCUGUAGGGACACUCCAAUUUUGGUUCACAUAAGUUUUGCAAAUUGCUGUAAUUUUUUUUAUGCUUUAUUUUCUUUUCAUAUAAUUUAUUUUUCUUUGCCAAACUUUUUACGCCUGUAAUGGCCAUUCUCUUUGAUUGAUCGGCUAUUCAGAACCUGGCAGAUGACGAUUGAAAAUUUUCACUUUCAAAGUGUUUAUCCAGUACUUAUUUGUUGUGAACAGUAGCUAGUAAUCCUUAUUAAUUUUCAUUGGCCCAGUCUAGUACAGAGUUUGUACAUAUCUCCCCUAAUCAUGUGGCCAGUACAACCUGUUACAGUCUGUUACCUUCCUCUGUUUAUGCAAUGAUAAGUUCAUUGUUUGCUCCUAUCUUGGUAAGUUACACUAAUAAUUAUAUUCAGCAGUAGCUGUAUUGAAAAUGAGCAAACAUUUUUGAGGCAGAAUAAUUUAUUUUUGAAGGUACAGUAAGUUCCAUUUUUUUAAAGGUACAGCAUAAAAUUAUAAAAAAAAGAGAACAAAACGUACCUUUUAACUUUUCUUUGGCCUCUCGUGUUGUAGGGCGAGCUACAGCAAUAGGGGAUGGGUCUCAGUGACCCCUAAACAGUAGACAGCUUGCAACCAUAUUGUUUAACUGCUGUCCAUUAGGGUAGUCAUGCACUAUAUCCCCUGCUGCCUUUCAUGAAAUAACCACAUGGCUAGCCUAGCCUCAUGCUUUUUAUGCUGUGGUUAGGUUAAAAAAAUUUAAUUAGUUUAAAAAUUAAAUUUAAAAGGCGUAAGGGAAUGUGUAUGACAUCCUGUUUGUCAAUAGGAAUGGGAUAUUUGCUCUAACCCAGGGACAGUUUUCCAGCUCUUCAUGUAACCAUGAAGGUUGAUGAUGCAGAAGCUAGGGCUCAGGUGAUCAUGUCCCUUGCUUAUGUUUAGAACGGGCUCAGUGAGUUUGGAUUAGUAUGUGAAAUAUGUUGUGUGGUAUUUGAUUGUAUAGGAUUUGAUGUACUGAAAAGAAAAUGUUAUAACUGAAAAAUAAGACUGUAAUUCGUUCUCAAAGAACGAGUGAAUGUGACUUGAGCUGGAUUGGUGUACGAGGUAAGCCACACAAGGACAAUAGUGCUGUGUUUAUCCCAGUUUGUGGUGCUGGCACAUAAUGAAGCUGCCUGACUUUUGACCUUACUGACAUGAGCCCCAAAACAUGAUCCCUGUUCUCUCUUAUUUCAAUGCUACAUUUUUUUUUUUUUUUUUUUUUUUUUUUUUUUUUCAUACCAUUUUCUUUUACUAUGCGAGAGGUAGGAGUUGACUCGCUGAAGUCUUAGUUUUAUGAACGUUAUACUUGCAGGAUUGUCAUGUUAGCAGAAAUACUCUUCUAGUCAACUAAACCAAAUUAAUAUUUUUUUUUUUUCCAUUUGGAUGUGCGAGGUCACAAAGCAAAUGUAGAAUUCCUGCCAAAACUAUGAAAGUGUGCUUUUAAGUUUUUUUUUUUUUCUUCUUCUUUUUUUAAAUACAGUAAGCAAUAACAUUGAGUUGAUGAAAUUAAAGAGAGAACAUGAAGAAAA